Messenger RNA from Ipomoea triloba (trilobed morning glory), 986 nucleotides. RefSeq names its product protein LURP-one-related 15-like. Lineage: Eukaryota; Viridiplantae; Streptophyta; Magnoliopsida; Solanales; Convolvulaceae. The record is from RefSeq and is a predicted model, not a curated record. The coding region runs from base 68 to 724 and encodes 218 amino acids. The transcript has 2 exons.
UCAAGAAUCAGAGAUAUUAUUAGAAUUGAUUCUGGAGAUCAUCAGAUCAGUUAGCAGCGAACUGAGCAUGGCGGAAACGCUGUUUGGUAAUCCUCUGAUUGUGAUCAGCCCGGAAUAUUGUACCCCUCAUCAUCUUCAAAUCUCAAUCAAGAAAAAGGUAUACUUUUUGGCUGGCCACGGAUAUGAAGUUAAAGAUACCGCCAAUGACAGAAUCCUCUUCAAAGUCGAAAACAUCCCCACUUUCUUCAACAGCAAGAUCGUCGUCUAUGAUCCCGCCGGAAACUCCAUCGUCACUCUCAGACGAAAGGCAUUUACAUGGCGAACCAAAUGGGAAGUUUACAGGGGAGAAAGCAAAGAGGAGAAAGACCUCAUCUUCAGCGCAAGAACAUCUUCGGCGUUUCAGUUCACCACAAACCUAGACGUAUUCUUAGCCGGCAACACAUCGGAACAAAUCUGCGAUUAUAAGAUGAAGACAAGCUACGGGCAGUCGACGUGCGAUAUCUACGUUAAACCAUCUUCUACCUUAAUUGCUCAGAUGAAGAAGAAAGUGACGGCGGGGAGUAUAUUCCUGGGAAAGGAUAAUUUCACGGUGACGCUGCAGCCAAACGUGGAUCAAGCCUUCAUUGUUGCUCUCAUAGUAAUUCUCCAAGAGAUCGUCGACUCAAGAAGAAGAAAUAAUCACAGUUCUCAUCACCACCACACUACUCAUCACCAUUGCACAUGAUGAAUUGAAGCAGGAAUAACACAUAACAAUUCGUCGUUUUCUUCCUUGAGAUAUAUCUGUCAUCCUUUUAUUAUUUAAUCAUGGGUAUACAACUCGUGAAAUUUGUACUAAAAAAAAAAAAACUCGUGAAAUUUUAGUUUAAUUUUAACCAUUUUGUGGGGCGGGGGUGUGUAUUAUUUAUUGUUCUUGAAAUGUUUCAUGAUGUAUUUACUUAGCUUGUAAAUUAUAUUGUAUUAGCAAUUCAAUUUAAUUAAUAUUUUCA